Saccoglossus kowalevskii is the source of this 1012-nucleotide messenger RNA. RefSeq lists its product as uncharacterized. Gene Ontology annotation, biological process: centrosome cycle; spindle assembly. NCBI's taxonomy places the organism in Eukaryota, Metazoa, Hemichordata, Enteropneusta, Harrimaniidae. The record is from RefSeq and is a predicted model, not a curated record. Gene Ontology annotation, cellular component: centrosome; HAUS complex.
AUAUGAAAGAGGUAAUAUAAAGGACAUUUCACAACAACAACAACAACAUAGUAUGCUUCAUGCAGUUCAUGAAUUACUUGAGGAAGCCCAGAAAGAGCACAUUUCCAGAUUCUUAUUGCGUGAAAAAAAUUCAAAGCAAAAUGUAAUUGUCAAGUGUAACUUAACUGAAAUUCAGAAACAGAUUGAUGAUGAAUUAAUGAUGGUUUACAGAGGCCAACCAGGCUGCUUACUUCUAGCCAAGGAGUUGUUUUCUACUGAACUAGAUCUGGCAUCGCAAACAGCUGUAGUUGACCAUUUAGAAUCUGUAUGUGCUGAACUUGAAACAACUGCCAAGGAAAAUGAAGAAGCAAACCGAAUGUUACUUCAAAAAAGUUUGAAGAUACAAAACUUUACUGUCGUUGUUGAGACAAAUCAGAAUAUUAUUCAGUUAUUGCUGAGACAAAAUAAUGAUUCAAGAAGAAAACUUGAAGAAGAGCAGCACCAGUUGCAUCAAUACAUCCAGAACAAUUUGUGCAGUCAAGAAGUUGGAACAGUUGCCUUGGCAACACAACUGAAGGAUGGCGUAAAAUCUGAAGUAGAUAAGUUCUGCUCAUUGUCAUUACCAUAUCUCAUGUUAACAACAAUGGAUGACACUGAACUGAUUGCUGUGAGGAAUUUGUCAAUCAAUAGACUACAUAAUACAUCUUUAGAUAGUGGUGGACAAACCAUACAACAUGUACUCAAUACACUAAAAUUCCCAUUGUACAAGGAUGCAGCUUCUACCGGGGCACUGACUGAAAAGAUAAAAAUACAUGAUAGAGAACAUAAGAGACGUGUAUUACCAAUAUUAAAACAAAGAUUGUCUGAAACUACACCAGCCAAGGAAAGAUUAUCAAAAAUCAAGAAGCUGGAGUCAGUUUGGUGGGAUCAACCAGCUCAGAACCUUGUCACUUGGAUGCGUGUAGAUGACAUGACAAUGGAUGAAGUAAAGAACACCUGGAGAGUGGAAACCACAAAACUUAUACAGAGUUAG